Messenger RNA from Oldenlandia corymbosa var. corymbosa, 255 nucleotides. NCBI's taxonomy places the organism in Eukaryota, Viridiplantae, Streptophyta, Magnoliopsida, Gentianales, Rubiaceae. The record is from the annotation of a GenBank genome assembly.
AUGGAGUUACGUGCCAAACAUGCUGAGGAUAGGGAGUGGGAGGCACCUGCUAGGGCGGCGGAGCAGAUUGUAUGCAAAAAUCAGGAGCUCGACCAGUUGCGUGCAGAGCUGCAGUUAGCACAUGUAGAAAUACAGUUCGCACGUGCUAAGUUUCAACACUAUAAAGAGAGUGUGCUUGAAUGUGCUGAUACCCUUCUCCAAGCUUCUCUUAGCCAUGUGGAGGCCAUCGAGGGUCCUGAGGUGAUGGUUGAGUGA